Messenger RNA from Pocillopora meandrina, 6397 nucleotides. The record is from the annotation of a GenBank genome assembly. Lineage: Eukaryota; Metazoa; Cnidaria; Anthozoa; Scleractinia; Pocilloporidae.
CAAGGGCGUAUUUAUCUGAGCAGGAAUACAUGUUAGAAUUGUUCAGAGCAAUAUUGGUGGACUUUUCAUCACUCAAGACGGAUACUGUUUCACAUUUUAGUUAUUAUCGAUAACAAAACAAGCUUACAAUAUACCAAAACGAUAUUGAAUCCGAUGGUUGUUUACAUGUUAGGGAAGGAAGGCCAAGGGGAAUAAACUGUUCGGAAUCUUUAAUUUACGAUGUUGGCUUCUCCUUCGCCGUGCGAAACAUAUCGAGUUGAAAUUUAACUGUACGCCCAGUUGUAAGUGAAGUGCUCCAAAAACUUAGACAAACGGAGCGCCAAAGGACGAAGACAAGCAGCUGGAAUUUCCUUUGUUAUUGGCUAGACAUAUCUGCUGGCGUGCAUUGGAUAAUGCUUAGGCGGCGUUCCCCACAAAGAAACGAAUCGUGCACUGCCGAACUAAAUGGUAAAAAAUCACGUUCUUAAUCCCAGCGGACGUGCGAGGGGGGAACGACGGAAAAUGAAUCAUUUCACUCACCUAAGAGAGCUUUUGUUGGUUUGGAUUGGUGAGUAAACUCAAGUUGAUUGUUUAUGCUUCUGAGAUUUCUAGAAACGUCGGUUUGCCGUUAAACUAUAUGGUUCCGAUGAUGGCACCAUAAACGUUUAUGAAUCACAUAACGGCAUUUUAAUUAUUCAUGCGACAUUUGCUCUGUUUUAAUCAAUUGAAAAGUUGUGCUUCCAGUGGCAAAACCAGUCUGUUGUUAUUGUAGAUUCAUGCCCAAAUAAGCUAAGGAGUUGAAGCUACAAACAAAUCCAGUCAUUACCGAUUCACGCUGAUUGUUCACCAACAAGAAAUGAAUUGACUACACAAUUGCAAGCAAAACACCGCUCAACGGACAAACAUUUUGCCAAGUGAAAUAUCUUAUCUUUGACGGAAGGGUUCUGGAUGAGCUUUAAAAAAUGAACAGAAAAAAAUAACCAGAAAAAUGAUUUUACCUAUCGCGAGGGUUCUUAAAUAAAUGAAGUGUUUCAAAGUGCUUAUUGACGUCAUAUGAUGCACCUCUAGAAAAAGGUAGUUCUUAGGUAUAUUUAAACUUUUACCCGAAGCCACUUACCCUUGUUCAUCAUAUAAAAGUCACAAAUGGCCAAAAUAUUAGUUUUAGAAUGAUUUGUGUAGAGCGUUGUAAUUCAAGGGGUUCUUCCAAAAAUUUAAGCGUGAAAUUGCAAGUAAUCGUAGUGAAUCAUAAAUCGACUUUUUAAUAGGAUCCCAAAGCGUGCGUUUCUAAAGGCUAUACUUUCUAGCAUUGAAUAUCAGGUUUUUUGUUGUCUUUAAUGAUAUAUGGCCUUUUGAAAAUAGUUCUCAAUUCACACUCCGGGUAGACAAAUUGUCGGGCUAUUUUGGGUCUAGUGUUGUAGUAUCCAAGGCUUCCUGUUCUACAUAAGCCUAUUUAGUACCAAUUUAGUUCACUUUUAAGUCAACACGCAAAUUGUGGACAUUUAGUCUCCUGUGGAAAACAAAUGAUCCAAUACAUUGAACUAUAUAGCUAUUUUUAAGUUUUAUCCAAAUCCGGAAUAAUAGUGAAAUACACUCGUCUUGAAGGGAUCUUUGCCGUGCCGCAACAGAGACCAUAAUUAGCUCAUCACUACUCCAAUAACGUUUUCCUGUAUCAUUACCUUGUAAUUUUUUCUUUACUUUCCUUUUUUUUCCUUGUCUGGUAACAGUGUCCCCUACUUGAGCUUUUAUAGAUUUGGAUUUUCAGUGCGACCAUCAGCCAUUUGACGCGAUAAAUGCGCUUUUUAUUGACCGUUGAACAUUUUGUGAUCGAUAUUGUUUCAGGUUACCAAGGAAACGAAUAUGACUUAUUCAAUACCCCUAAUGUCUAUACUUAAGUUUCGUGUUUGUUGUUUUGCUGCUAUUUUUUUCCUUUUCCUUAAUAGCUUGAUAGCGGCUCAACGAAUUGCAACGUCAAAAAAUCUAUUUAGAUUGUUCGGUCCACCUUACUUUUUUGUGGCACCUAUCCCCCGAGAAGAUGUUUCACAUGGGUUUUGAGUUAGUCACAACAACGAUAAUUAUCUAGCUUACAUGCAGAUAGCCGAUUUUAACCAGUUUUUAUUGCAUUUAUCACUAGAUGCUCUAUGCUCUUUCAAGGAUAACGUAUUCUUAACUGCAAUCUUAUAAAAACCAUGUCAACCAGUUUUAAGUCGCUAACGAUGGUUGUUUUAGAUAAUUGCUUGAUAUUUGUCAAAUAACUUUGGAAAAGAGCUUUCCUUGAAGAUGAAAUUUCGUGGCAGUUCGAAGCAAUUUCGCAAAAAUCCAAUUCAUUAAUUUUAUAUACCAAUGCUUUGUGUUGUUUUUUCUGAAUACAUACAAGCACUACUGAUAUUUUUGUCUUGCAAAUCGUGUAGGACAUUGCUGAUGUUCAUGUCGAAUAUUAGUCGUUUGAUAAAUGCAAUAAACAUUCACUCGCUAUUCUUCACCACUCCUUCAUUUACACCGUUAUGGCUGAUCUAAAUGAAAAAAAAAGAUGUGAUAUCUAAGUUUAAUCCUUUUUCAUAGGCAUACUGGCAAGUAAUACUCUUUACGGAAAUGGAACUGGUAAGUAAGCUAUACGGUAGAAAUAAGCAUGCAAUUUUUUACUGCAACUUUCCUUGGUUCUCACAAUGACCACCAUAAUGACCAGCGAUAUUCAGAACAACACUAACAAUUAGCGAGAGGUCUAAGUGAGGUUCUUUGCCCCACUUGUGCUCUGUAAUUCUAAAAAGAUCCGUUGUUUAAAAGAUGACUAAUGGCUCUUGGAUACGCAAUCUUGGACCUUCAUUUGGAACGUCACGCAAGGAACCCAAUACCAAGCCUUGCGUUAUUAUUGUUUGUUGGUGUGUUUUUAUGAAGGUCAACAAGGAAAGUUUUUCACGCUCGGAUUAACUUGUGUGUUAAUUGAUGCGUUAGGUGAUUUCGAUCUGAAGUUGCCUUAGCUAACAAUGCACGCGCUAUCAAAAGCAAUUUCUGCGUUUUUACGUUCAAAUUGAGGUAUAAACAUACAUGUACCUUGAAUGAUAGCGAGUCCUUGUUCUUAUAUCCAUCAGUUACCUGUCCCGGUGGACGAAACUUAACAGCUUCUGAGGGGAUUUUAAUGAGUCCAGGCUACAGUGAAACACACUAUCCCAACAGCACCGUUUGCAUCUGGGUGAUAACUGCCCCACAACACUGGAAAGUGAAGCUCAUGAUCAAUUCCGUUGACCUUGAGUACUGCGCUAUGUGCAGUUGUGACUAUGUUGAACUCAGAGAUGGAGCAAAAGCCAGUGGCCCUCUUAUUGGCAGAUAUUGUGAAGCUAAGGCGAGCACUGUUUAUUCCGAAGGACGGCACAUGUGGGUCAAAUUCAAAUCAGACAGAGAGAAUGAGGGACGAGGAUUCCUCGCGAAUUACACUUUCAUUAAAUUAAGAAAGAGUAAGUUGAGUAACGAGUAUUUAUAAAUUCGAUAGACUUCAAGUCUGUUGAAAAAUUAUGGUAGCUUUGUCUUUGGAGAUGUGAUUUAACAUGCGUGUUGUCGAGAGAGGAGUUUUUUUUUCUGAAAUUGGUUCCUUGUGUCAAUAUUUGUCUCCUGGAAAGGGAGGGCGGAUAAUUUUUUGGGGGGCACACAUGAUUUUCAGGGUAAACGGGGGUCGGCGCAAACAGAAUAUAUAAUGAAGAUUACGGAAAAUUGACAGCCGAUGAACUGCUAAUGAGUAGGGAAUCAUAAGAAUAUUUAAGAGCUUUAAAGUUUUCGCGAUACCUGUUGGCAAUCAACAUCCUCCGACUCUCCCUCUCCCCCCUCCCCCCCUUCCCCCCCUCCCUCACAGCGGUAAAUAACGUAGGGUCCCUUAUGUUUCCUUUUCGUCGAGUCUCCAAGUAUCAGUUUUUUUCUUGUUUUCUUCCCAUGCAUUUAGAGAAACCAGUUAUUCUGAAAGCAAAUAGAACGUCUCAAUUCAUCACUAGUUCAAAGAAUCCAACCGUGUGUGGUUCCGAUAGACAAUGUACGUGGGUAAUUACCGCUCCUGAAGGUUUUCAAGUGCAGCUCACAACGGAAUCAUUUGUCUUCCUCUCUUGUCUUGGAUCUUUUAUUGAGAUCAAAGACGGUCCCACUUGUUCAAGUCCAAUGAUUGGAAAAUUCUGUGGAAAUGAGAAGCCUCCACUUGAGAUCUGCUCUUUGGGAAAUAGUUUGUGGAUAUCAUUUAAGUACAAUUCUACCAGAGAUUUGGAAAUGAAUCGAUUUGAGCUGAUGUACAGAGCAACACGGGCUAACAUUACGCCACAAAGAAAGUUUUACGACGAACCGGCCAUCAACUCUGGUAAGUCACAAACAUAUACUGUAUUUGUUUCGUGAUGAAAGAAGGAAUGAUUGAAAAUUAGAUUUUAAGCUAUGUAUUUCUAUCGCGUGAUAAUUGAUGAAAGCAUCAAAUUCGAGAGCGAAUACACAUUUUUUUCCUUUAAGUGUAAAUCUACUGGUCUUUUAAAAAAGAGAGGAAUGUAAUUUGUUUCAUUUUUUUGUAUAAUCACGCGGUGACAAGCUAUAUAUUACGGAAUAGAUCGCCAGCGAGUAGCGUAGCCAAUCAGAUUACAGCAUUUGUUAUAGAAUGCGAAAAGAUUUAUUCGAAAAGCUAAUUUUAGAAAAUGAUGUAAUUAGAGAAAACAAAACAAAAUGCAAUCGUACACAUGCCUGUAACAAUUUUGAGUCAUUUUCAUCUCACAUAUACAUAUGACCCGUAACCCCUCUUAAAUUUGUAGUGCUUGUAGAUAUGGACCUGAUUCUUCGAUUCUAGAAUGUGUUUGACAUUCUUAAAUGAAGAUCUUGAGGCUUUACUGUUCACAGUUACCAUCUCGUUUUGAACCUCCUGCGCCUGCUCCUUCUCCUUUUGUUAACUCUUAUCCGCUAUCCAGCGGAGAAGAGUUAACAAAACGUAAUGCGCUGUUCACUGGAUAGAGAUUUAUCCAGUGGAUGUCAUUAUCCACCCUUCCGACAACCGGGGGCCUGGAUGAUGAGCAUAGUUAAAUCGUAUAGGUCGAGUGAACCGCAGUUUCUGGUGUCUAUCUGGGAGGGACGCUAGUCCAUCGCAGGAGAAACAUGGCGAGGCAAAAUCAAAUAAUUAAUCUUUCAGUUUUCAUCAUUCCCUCACUUGUGGCUUUUGCAGAUCACUGGAGAAGUAUGGCAGUUGGAAUCGCCUGUACGAGUUUCUUCCUCUUUGUGAUAUUAGUAGCGUGCUUCCUAAAGAUAGCAAGCAGUCGCCGCUUUGCUGGGUUAGAGCAAACAACGUCACAAACUGAGCUGAAUCCAACAGAUUCCAUUGUAGAAUCUACUUUAUCUAACGACAUCAAUGAGUCUCUUAUUGAAUAAAUCACAACAACAUUUAGAACCAUAUCACACCAAAGAAAUACUACAUAGAGCUGGAAAGUAUUAACAUAACAUAAAUACUCCAUCAACCCAGGAAGGAUGCGUGACAAAUUGGAUAAAAAAUCAAGAGCUUCUUAAAUGGGAGAUUAUUUCCUUUAUUAUCAUGACCUUAAUGUGUGAUUCAGGCGAGAUAUUGUAAGGAGAAAUUAGAUGCUAGUCACUCUUAACGGCCAAAGAGUUAAAGAAAAAGUAUGCCCCAGAAGCCAUAAAGUUUGAGUCCUUCAUUAAAAGGCACUAUUUUUAAAAGUUAUCCUCAGAUCUAGAUCUUGUUUACAUUUUAAGUCAGGUUAGCAAUGUUAUUACUGUAAUUUAUAAGUGUAUGUACCAUUAUUAGUUAGUGAAUUGGCGAUUGCUAAUAAAAGAUUUUUAAUAAGUAGCGUUACAGCUAAAGCAGAGAGAGAAUAGCAAGCAGAAUUCCUUUUGUAUACGUCAAAUUAUGGAGUAAAAAGGUGAAGUUUGCACUCUUGACCCACCCGUUCGAAGCUUAUCCUGGUCUUCAUUUAGCAUGAGGCAACCAUGAGUAUUACUCCCCCCUGGAUGGGUCGCCAGUCCAUCGCAAGGUCCCCCCCCCCAGUAUUUCAUCAGGCUUCCCUGAAAAUUCGCCGGUAACCAUUUUUAUUCCUAGGUAGAGAGAGGCAUGGUGAGAGUGUUGUCUUGCUCAAGAACACAACACAUUUACCUGGCCAAGUCUCGUACCCAGAUCUCUCGACUUGUAGUUUAUUGAAUUGACAGUUAGUCUGCUGCUCCUCCCACGUAACUUAUACACUAUAGGACUAUUCCAAAUCACGUACUGUAAAAUUAUUAUCAUUAGCAUUAUUUGGUAAUUUCUGUAUUGUAAAGAAAGUGAAGGCCAUUAUUAUAUUUUUUCUUGAUAUCGUUUAUUGUAAGUAACGUCCCGUAAUCAGGUGAUCGUAGGCAUUGUGCUGUUAAUAGUUUAUCAGUAGUGUAUAGUACGGUUCCUCAUUUUUAAUAGAGUCAAUAAAGGGGU